This is a messenger RNA of Lobosporangium transversale, 4350 nucleotides long. RefSeq lists its product as hypothetical. NCBI's taxonomy places the organism in Eukaryota, Fungi, Mortierellomycota, Mortierellomycetes, Mortierellales, Mortierellaceae. Gene Ontology annotation, cellular component: DSIF complex. The transcript has 7 exons. Bases 419 to 4102 code for a protein of 1227 amino acids. Gene Ontology annotation, biological process: regulation of transcription by RNA polymerase II; regulation of DNA-templated transcription elongation; transcription elongation-coupled chromatin remodeling. Gene Ontology annotation, molecular function: mRNA binding; protein binding. The record is from RefSeq and is a predicted model, not a curated record.
GUAUAAAAGCAGCUGCAGAUUCAGAUUUUGAGCUCAUCGUUCCUUUCUCCUCUUUCUUUCUCUUUUUUCUAUAUUUCUCCUCUCUUCCCAUCUUCCUUCCUCACCACUAGCACUUUUUUCCCUGGUCCCACUAUUUGUUAUUAGUAAUUCCUUUAUUCAUCACACAUAAUCGCAUUUAUACUGUCACAACUGCAGCUUAGUCAAAUCUGCUGAUCUACGCGAAUUAGCUCGAGUGUUUCCCGAAGGUACAAAGUAUUCGAUUACAGGAAUUAGUAAACUUGGUAUCCUCUCUCAAGGCAACCAACCCAUAAAUCAGUAAACAGUCAGAGCAAAGACGACUGGGACGACAAAAUAGGCAGACGAACACCAGGGCCUUUACCAUAUACUACACCACUUUAUAAUACAACAAAUAUAAGCCAUGUCCCGCCACGAUAGUGACCACGACGAGGACGAGGAGUACGAGAACCUGGGCAAAUCUCGUGACCAGGACGAUGACUCUGAUAUGGAGGAGGAGUCACCCAGACAGAGAAGCAGCAAUAGUAGUAGAAAGCAUCGUCGUAACAAGAAACGUGAUGAUGAUGAUGAUGAUGAUGACGAUGAUGAUGAUGAUGACGACGACGAGGAGGAGGAGGAGGAUGAAGAAUAUGAAGACGAUAAUGUAUCUAAACGCAGCAAGAAACAAAAGCGUGCACACAAUCCUUAUCUUGAUAUGGAAGCCGAAGUUGAUGACGAGGAUGAGGAUGAAGAGGAGGACGAGGAUGAAUAUGGCGCUGGAGAUGGUUUCAUUGCAGACGAACAGGAUGAAGCAGCGGAAGCAACGAGGGCAUCUAGACAUCUAGAUUUGGACCGUAGACGACGCGAAGAAGACGAUGUAGAUCUGGAAGAACAAGCUGCCCGAUUUAAAGAAAGAUACGGCCGACGUGAUUAUGCGCCCCGCAGAGCAUUCCAAGGCCAGCAAGAAGAUAUUCCUCAGCAACUGCUCAUGCCCGAUGUCCAAUCACCACAUCUCUGGAUGGUUCGCUGCAAACCUGGCAAAGAAAAGGACAUUGUCUUUUCACUCAUGCGAAAGUUCUUUGAUACUGAGUAUUCGGCGCAACCACUCGAAAUCUCCGCAGUGUUUUGUCGCGAGUCGCUCAAAGGCUAUAUCUAUAUUGAGUGCUUACGUCAAGCUAACGUCCAAGCUGCUCUUCAAGGACUCAACAAUGUCUUUGCAGGAAGGCUGACACUUGUACCAAUAAAGGAGAUGACAGAUGUGCUCAAAGUCAAACACAAAGAGUCUGAGAUUCGACCCGGAACCUGGGUUCGUAUCAAACGUGGAAAGUAUGCCUCGGAUCUUGCACAGAUUUUAGAUAUCGCAGACUCGGGAGAUAUGGCCAAGGUCAAGCUUAUUCCUCGUCUGGACAUGACACCUCGUUCAGAUUCAUCCUAUGGUCUUGGAAAUAAUAAGCGCAAACCACCCAGCAACGUACUCGCAGCGAGACCUCCACCGAAACUGUUUAAUGCUCGAGAAGCAGAAAAAGUGGAUAAGCUCAACAAGCCCACGUCCAGAGGCAGAGGUGUGUAUGUUUGGAACAAUGAUGUUUUCCGAGAGGGAUAUCUUGAGAAGGACAUGAAAAUCUCCAGCCUGAUUACUGAGAACAUCAAUCCAACUCUGGACGAAAUCCAAAAGUUCGCCAAAGGCGGUAUUGAUGACGAAGAUGGCGGUUUGGACCUAUCCGCGGUUGCGUUAUCGGCUAUGGGUGCCUCGGUGACUAGUCAUUUCCAACCGGGAGAAAAAGUAGAAGUGACGGAAGGAGAGCUGAAGCAUGUCCAUGGUGUGGUUGACUCUGUGAGCAGCGAUAUGAUCAUGGUGCGUCCCCUUGCCGACGAUCUCAAAGGCAGCGUUCUUAAAUUUCCUCCAACACAACUUCGAAAGUUAUUCAAAGAGGGAGAUCAUGUGAAGGUUGUAAACGGCAAGUAUAAGGACGAGACUGGUCUGAUUAUUAAGAUCGAGGACAGCGUUGUCACUGUAGUUACCGACCUGAACGUCAAGGAUAUUCAGGUGUUUUCAAAGGAUCUUCAAAUGGCUGCCAAUGUCUCCACUGGAACAGGGACCAUCGGACAAUACGAGACACAUGAUUUCGUUCAGCUCGACGCAUCCACUGUUGGAGUCAUUUAUAAGGUCGAACGCGGGUUUGCUCGUAUCUUAGAUCAGAGUGGUCUUACGAGAGAAGUAGAACCUCAUCUCAUUACCCAGAAGCGGGACUCUUCACGAGCUAUUGCCACGGAUGGCGAGGGAAAUAGUAUUCAAGAUGGUGAUUCUGUGAAGGAAAUCGGCGGUGCUAUGCGUGAGGGUAAAAUUUUACAUCUAUUCAGGACAUUCGCCUUUAUCUAUAACAGAGAGUACAUGGAGAAUAACGGAGUGUUUGUGCAAUCGACGCGUCUUAUUGUCAGUAUGGCAUCCAAGAGUCGAUCUCAACCAGGCAUGCGUCUCGAUACUAUGAAUCCUGCUAUGAUGAACAUGAACCGUGGCGGUUUCAACGGACGUGGUGGCCGGGGUGGAGGCAUGAUGAUGGGUCGCGGACGAGGUGGUCGUGAUCCAUUGAUCGACAAAACCGUGACAAUUAUUCGUGGACCUCAUAAGGGCUAUCUUGGUAUUGUGAAGGAUGCGACUGAUACGACUGCCCGUGUCGAACUCCAUACCAACUGCCGUAUCAUUACAGUUGAGAAGGUCAAAUUAGCUAUUACAAAUGCCAAUGGAACUACGACGCCAGUAUCAAGCAUGGCAGAAAUGAACCCACCAUCCACUCCUCGUGCAGGCAGCUACGGUGGCUAUGGUGGCUACGGUGGUAUGACACCCAUGAGAGGAGAUAUGACACCCAUGCACUCUGGGUCAAGAACACCUGCCUGGAACUCGGGUUCACGAACACCUGCUUGGAACGCUGGUUCAAAGACUCCUGCAUGGAGUGCUAGCUCCAGGACGCCUAAUCCAUAUGCUGAUGGAUCUCAGACGCCAGCAUGGGAUGUCGGGUCCAAGACGCCUCGAUAUGGUGGCUCCUCUGCAUGGGAUAGCGGCAGCCGCUCUUCCAGUCAUGCUUGGGACUCUGGUAGCAGAACUCCGGCACGCGGGUCCGCCUGGGGUGAUUCAGAUUCUGGCUCUAGUAAUCAAAAUAACGGAAGCUCCGGAUCUGGAGGAUACAAUGCUUGGGGCGACAAGGCAGACUCUGGAUCUGGAUCUGGCAGUUUCCCUCAGACACCUGCUGCCAGUGGGGACUGGAUGAACCGCAGCGUGUCCACGCCAGGGCCCUUUGGGGCACCCUCACCAGCACCUUUCUCAAAUUAUCCUUACACCCCUGGACCUUCAUCCAGCUAUGACUCUGCACCCACACCUAGCAGCAACAAUUUCCCUCAAACCCCUGCAGCUUCUUCAUUAGGAUCUAGUGGUGGUCAUGGUGGUUCACAUGCCAACAGCAAUGGUGGAUCACAUGCUGCAAGUGUUACGACGCCUGGCGCAACACCAGCUGCCUCCAAUUCUAGGCUACAGUCGAUGUCUACUCCUGGUGCAAAUCAAACCCCUCAAACACCAGCAGGUCCUUCUGCGCCUAUGACACCUGCUAGUCACUUUCCGCAAACACCUUUCAUGCCAACAGGAGGGGACUACUCCGGCAUUGACUCACAUGGUGGCCAGGUUCCUGGGUAUGGUUCGGGAGCAGGAGGCGCAAAUGGGUCCAAUGCACCGUCGUAUGACUGGGCCACAACAGACAUCGAGGUCAAGAUUACGAGUAGUCAAGAAGGUUCAUCAUUCGAAGGAGGCAAGUACAAUGAUAUGGUGGGCCGAACCACCCGAGUUCCGCCAAGGAACGCAUUGUCAUCUACGGCAAUGUGUGAUGUCCAUCUGAUGGGCGGAGCAGAGGACGGCAAGACUGUCCAAAUCCCAAUACAGUAUCUCAAACCUGUGGCGCCUGUCAAGAAUGAUGGUGUCAAAGUUUUGUCUGGUGAGCAUCGUGGUGCAUUGGGCACUUUAAUGGGCGUUGAUGUGCAGGAUGGAAUUGUCAGCUUGAGGGGUGAGAACAUGUACAAGGUGCUGACAAUGUCAGUCCUGGGCAAGUACCUUGGUAAAUAGAGUCUAGCUUUAUCACAUUUGUUUUUUGCAUCGCUAAUCAAUUAGGAAAACUGGGUCAAAUUGUUUAUUACUACAAACUAUGAAGAAUGCAUCAAUGAAGGCUUUUUUUUUUCUGUCGGCGGGACAAUUGUUGUUAUUAUUAGUAGUAUUAUUAUUAUUGCUAUUUGAACUUUUCAAAGCUGGGAGAGUUUAGGAUUAAUAGACUAUCUUCCUGUUUCCGUAUCCAUUUGAGAAGCUUAUUGGACAUG